GUCCGGCGCCGUCAACGGUUGGUCCGCCGGCACCCUGACUUCUCUCGACGCCGACCCGGAUAUAACGAUGGGAACCGCCGAGACUGCAUGGGUGGCGAGCAUCAUCUCCGUGGGGUCCCUCGCCGGCAGCGUGGUGGCAGGCAGGGUCAUGGACAAGCUAGGUCGCCGAACCACCCUGCUUGCGAUGGCGCCGGUGCUCCUCCUGGGGUGGCUGACGAUGGCUCUGGCUCCCAACAUCGCCGGGGUGCUGACGGGGAGGGCCAUCUGCGGCGUGGCGACGGCCUUCUUGUUCUCCACGGGGCCGGUAUACUGCAGCGAGAUUCCCGAGGCGCGGAUGCGCGGCCGCCUGGGCUCCGUGCCGUCCCUCUUCAUCACCUUCGGCGUCGUCCUGUCCUACCUGGCGGGCGCCUGCUUCUCGUGGCGCGUCAGCUGCUACGUCUGCUGCGUCCCCGUCGUCCUCAUGUUCGUGGCGAUGCUCUUCGCCCCGGAGACUCCCUACUGGUUGCUGCUGAAGGGGCGGAGGGAGGACGCGGAGAAGGUCCUCCGCCGGCUCAGGGGCCCCGAGUACAACUUCGACGUCGAGAUCGAGGAGAUGGAGAAGAAAAUGACGUCCGUCGGGAAGAAGAUGGAAUACCGUGAGCUGUGGCGGCCGCGCACACGCAGGCCGUUCCUCAUCUCGCUCUUCAUGAUGACUCUGCAGCAAGUGAGCGGAGGAAACGUGCUCAUGAUGUACACGGGGACCAUUUUCAUGUCCGCGGGCGUGGAGAACCAUAGCCUCGCCACCGUGUACACGGGCAUCGUCCAGAUCGUCUUCACCGUGCUGUGCGUGCUGCUCGUCGACCGCCUCGGACGGCGCCCCUUCAUCGUGCUCUCGACGAGCGUGAUGGGCCUCGCGACCAUCAUGCUCGGCGUCUACUACUUCAUGCAUGACGUCGUGGGGCUGCCGUGGCCGAGCUGGGUGCCGCUCGUGACGGUGCUGGUGGCCGUGUCCGGGUACUGCCUCGGCUGCCGCACCCUCCCCUGGCUCCUCUCGGCCGAGCUCUUCAACACCACCAUCAGGUCGACGGCCAACUCAGCCAGCCUCUUCUACAACCGCUUGCUCAACUUGGCUGUGAUACAGGUGUUCCCAUUCUUCGCCGAAGCGGCAGGUUCUCACACCGUUUUCUUCGUGCACGGCAGCCUGAGCCUGAUAUGUGCCGUCCUGUCCCUCCUGCUGGUGCCGGAGACCAAAGGAAAGAGUCUCGAGCAGAUUCAAGAGUACUUCGAGAGCCAGGCCGCCAAGAAAUCGGCUCACAAAGCAGAGAAAUCGAGUCCUAACGGCGAGGCGGCUGGAGCGGGCCAAGGGAACAAGGCUUUCCAGGACGUGUGACGGGAUUCAGGAACAUAUCCUGAGUGAAUGAGUGUGCGCAUGAGCGAGUGAGUGUAAGCAUGAGCGAAUGAACGUGAGCAUGAGCUACAUUGCGAGGGACAGGCGUGAGGGAAAACCAGUUCUCUGAGUUGAGUCGAAGGGCGAUCAGGAGUCUGGUUUCAACAUUCGGAAGAGGGUCUGUGACCCAUCAACACCCUUAGCAGGACAGCACUUCUUUAGUAUAAGUAGAAAUAUAUCUAUAUAUAACGAUUUAAGUGUAAUAUAAAAAGGUAAAAGCAA
This is a messenger RNA of Penaeus vannamei (Pacific white shrimp), 1648 nucleotides long. The record is from RefSeq and is a predicted model, not a curated record. NCBI's taxonomy places the organism in Eukaryota, Metazoa, Arthropoda, Malacostraca, Decapoda, Penaeidae.